Molecule: messenger RNA, 494 nt
Organism: Oppiella nova
Lineage: Eukaryota; Metazoa; Arthropoda; Arachnida; Sarcoptiformes; Oppiidae
Source: the annotation of a GenBank genome assembly
GAAGAGACCAAAAAAGAUAUUGUCCUCCAAUUGGUAUCCGACGGACUCUUCUUCGUUGACUUCAAGUCCAGAAGAGAGCGAAGACUACAAAAGGCUGUCAAUGAAUACAAAGCAGCGCAGGACAGCGCCAAGAAGAAGAGGUUGAAUAUCUGGCAGUACGGAGACAUCACCGAAGAUGACGCCAAAGAGUUCGGUUAUUCCAAGGCCUGAUAAUUUCCUCCACAGCCAAUCGAAUCGUUGAUAAAAUCUAUUAUUCUUUAAUUUUAAUAAAAUGAGAUAUAAUUCUAUAAAUAAUGAUUACUAUUAUUUGAGAUUUACUUUUAAAUCAUUUAAAGCGACCAUUGAAUGCAAAGUCAUUUAACUUGGAAAUAAUGCAACAUAUUUUGAAUUUAUAGUUUUGAUUCGGUUUUUAAAAUAUACGACAAUGUGUUCCAUAAUAUGUUUUUAUGACAAUUGAGUUUCUGUUAAUAAAAAGUAUAAAGUUUUGUAACAAA